Messenger RNA from Amphimedon queenslandica, 1072 nucleotides. Its product is annotated as 26S proteasome non-ATPase regulatory subunit 10-like. The record is from RefSeq and is a predicted model, not a curated record. Gene Ontology annotation, molecular function: protein binding; transcription cis-regulatory region binding. The transcript has 7 exons. Gene Ontology annotation, biological process: positive regulation of transcription by RNA polymerase II. Lineage: Eukaryota; Metazoa; Porifera; Demospongiae; Haplosclerida; Niphatidae. Bases 108 to 998 code for a protein of 296 amino acids. Gene Ontology annotation, cellular component: nucleus.
AUAAUUAUUUUGAAUCCAGCUGCUAAAAUUAAGUUAUACCUUACAAAAUUUGGGUCUGUGUUGGACACUUUCGGUUCUGAAGAAUCUUAGCCAGCUAAGAGGCCGGGAUGGCUGCAAAACCUGAUCAUGAUGGCCCGAGGCUGCAUGCUUUCUCUGAGCUUCGGGGAGGAGGUGGUCGUAGUAGUGGUGGACUUGGACCACUGCACCUAGCCUGUUUGACGAACAACUCUCAUCAAGUUGCUACUUUAUUACGUAACAAAGCAGUGGAUAUCUCUGCUACUGAUAAAAAUGGAUGUACACCACUUCAUUGUGCUUGUCAUGCUGGGAACAAAGGAAUAGUUGAGCUUCUUAUUCAAGAAAGAGCUAAUCGUCUUACGUCUGCUUUGCAUAAAAAUGAUGCUCACUCUAAAAUCAAAUCUUAUUUCAAUCUCACUGAUAAGCAUGAAAAUACACCAAUUGGUAUUGCUUGUAUAGCAGGGCAUACAGAGAUAGUUGAGCUACUACUGAAGCAGGAUGGAGUUGAUAUCAAUCACACUGAUAGCCAAAAACGUACACCACUUGACAUGGCGUGCAAACAAGGGCAUACAGAAACAGUUAAACUACUACUGGAGCAUGGAGCUAAAGUCAGUGUUACUGAUGGAAAUGAACUUACACCACUUUGUAAUGCCAGUAUACCGAGACAUAAAGAAAAAGAAAUAGGUCAACUACUACUGAAGUAUGGUGUAGCUAAUGUCAAUCACCCUAAUAAAGACAAUGUACAUCACACACCACUUGGUAUGACCUGUAUAGAAAGAUGCAAAGAAAUAGUUAAACUACUACUGAAGAAUGGAGCUAUUGGCAAAGUCACUGAUGAAGAUAAUGUAAGAGACAAAAUUUUUAAUUGUAUUAGUGAGAGACUCAUCAAGUUUUUGCUGGAAGAGAGAUUAUUAUUAUUAUUAUUAUUAUCAUUAUUAUUUAUAAUAAUAAUAUUAUUAUUAUUAUUAUUAUUAUUAUUAUAAAAAGUAAUUAAAUUAUUACGUACUAUCAAUAAUGCAAGUAAACCAAGGUAGAAAGACACCAGUUUAUGGGGUAG